Periconia digitata is the source of this 689-nucleotide messenger RNA. The record is from the annotation of a GenBank genome assembly. NCBI's taxonomy places the organism in Eukaryota, Fungi, Ascomycota, Dothideomycetes, Pleosporales, Periconiaceae.
CUCGACUGUGCUUUCCCGCCAUUUGCUAUGCCAUCAUUGCUAUUACCUGUCUAUUGCUUCCCGUCCAUGGUUCAACGCAGCUGGCUUGGACACUUCACACAAACUCUUGGCACUUACCGAGCGAGCUCUCACCUGGCUACCCGCUCGCUCACACCAGGCACCAUUGAGACACUGCAGCCUGCACACUCUCCACAAACCGCACCCAAAGGCAGCCUUGCCACCAGAUAUCUUGACCUCCCAUCCACGCGCUAUACCAACUCUCGCCGCGACCAUUCCCGUACCUUCCUCCAACAUUUAUCAACGGCCGGCAGCUCCCCGCACCCCUCUCCAUCACCAUGGCCGAUGUCAAGAUGUCCGACGCUCCCGUAGCACCCAAGACGAAGUCGUCCAAAGCCGCCGCGGGCGCAGAUAGUGACAAGAAGCGCUUCGAAGUGAAGAAGUGGAAUGCAGUAGCUCUCUGGGCCUGGGACAUUGUCGUCGACAACUGUGCCAUUUGCCGCAACCACAUCAUGGACCUCUGCAUUGAAUGCCAGGCCAACCAAGCAUCAGCAACGAGCGAGGAGUGCACGGUCGCAUGGGGUAUUUGCAAUCACGCAUUCCACUUCCAUUGCAUCUCGCGAUGGCUCAAGACACGCCAAGUGUGCCCGCUCGACAACCGCGACUGGGAAUUCCAAAAGUACGGCCGAUAG